Messenger RNA from Theobroma umbraticum, 2187 nucleotides. Its product is annotated as Pentatricopeptide repeat (PPR-like) superfamily protein. Gene Ontology annotation, biological process: RNA modification. Gene Ontology annotation, molecular function: protein binding; RNA binding. Gene Ontology annotation, cellular component: intracellular membrane-bounded organelle. The record is from RefSeq and is a predicted model, not a curated record. Lineage: Eukaryota; Viridiplantae; Streptophyta; Magnoliopsida; Malvales; Malvaceae.
GCACGCUCUUAUCCUAUGACUUUGAAAUGUAGCACUCCUUCGAUCUCCACCGUCCAUUUCAAACGACAGUUAUCAUCUUCACCAACCCUCCCUCAAAAAACCAACCAAUUACGCGCCACGAAUCCCAAUCGAUCUCUACCAUUGAGUACACUCAGAAACUCGACACUGCAUUCCGAGUCGACUCGCUUCUACUCCCAUGCCCUCAAAUUCUCAUACAAAAUGGGUCUCCUUCAGGAAGGGAAACAACUACUACAUUCGCACAUAAUAAAGUUAGGAUUGAAUAACGUACUCUCUUGGCAAAACCAAAUGCUAAACUUUUACGUCAAAUCCAAGCAUUUUUCCGACGCAGAGAAGGUGUUCGAUGAAAUGCGUGUUAGAAACUUGGUGACGUGGAACACGAUGAUUUCUAAGUGUAGUCUUAAUCUGGGUUUUUCUUAUUUUAAGAAAAUGUUGAUAAACAACGUAGGUUUUGAUCAUAUAACUUUGAGCGGUUUGCUUCGUGCUUCCAUUGAGCUAAAUGGCAUCGUUUUUGGUAGAGGAUUACAUUGUUUUAUCGUGAAAUCGGGGAUCUUAUUUGAUUGCUUUGUGAGUGGUGCUCUUGUUGAUUUAUAUGGGAAAUGUGGUCUAGUUGAAGAAGCCAGACGGGUUUUCGAUCAAGUGCUUUAUAGAGAUUUGGUCUUGUGGAAUGUGAUGGUUUCUUGUUACGCUUCAAAUGCUUUAACAGAAGAGGCUUUUGAGGUUUUUGAUUUGAUGAAGAAGGAAGGUGUUAAAGGGGAUGGUUAUACGUUUUGUUCAUUGCUUAAUUCAUGCGGGACUUGGGGGUUAUAUGAGUUCGGGAGUCAGGUUCAUGGUCUUAUUGUUAAACUUUGUUUUAAUUUAGAUGUUCCUGUGGUGAGUGCACUUGUUGAUAUGUAUGUAAAGAGUGGAAACUUAGAUGAUGCUCGAAAGGCUUUCGAUGGGAUGACUGCUAGAAAUGUUGUGUCUUGGAAUACUAUGAUUGUAGGUUAUGGGAGGAAUGGAGAUGUGGAAAAGGCUGUGGAACUUCUCAGAGAAAUGAAGCUUCAAAAUUUCAGUCCAGAUGAACUAACUUUGUCAAGCAUACUUAGCUCAUGUGGUAUUGUAUCCACCUCUAGUGAAAUGGGGCCAGUCCAUGCUUAUGUGGUUAAAAAUGGGUUUGAGUCCUUCUUAUCAGUUGCAAAUGCUUUAAUAAAUGCAUACUCCAAAUGUGGUAGCAUAGAUGCGGCAUUUCAAUGUUUUGUUUCAGUUGCAGAGCCUGAUCUAGUUACAUGGACAUCGAUUAUGGGUGCGUAUGCAUUCCAUGGUCUUUCAAAACAAAGUAUUAAAAUUUUUGACAAAAUGUUAGCCACUAGUGUAAGGCCAGAUCAGAUUGCCUUUAUUGGGAUUCUUUCUGCCUGUAGCCACGGAGGGCUAGUGAGUGAGGGGCUUCAUUAUUUCAACAUAAUGAUGAAUGACUAUCAAAUUAUUCCAGAUUCAGAGCACUAUACUUGUCUCGUUGAUCUUCUUGGUCGAGCUGGUCUUCUUGAUGAGGGUUUCAAUGUUUUAACAUCUAAUCCCAUUGCAUGUACACCGGACACUUUGGGAGCAUUCAUAGGGGCAUGUAAUAUCCAUGGCAACAUAAAGUUGGCCAAGUGGGCAGCAGAAAAGCUUGUUGUCUUGGAGCCCAACAAACCUGUGAAUUAUACUCUUCUCUCUAACAUGUAUGCUUAUAAAGGGAGAUGGUUAGAUGUGGCAAGUGUGCGAAACAUGAUGACAGGACACUGUGCUUACAAAAUUCCUGGUUGUAGCUGGAUGGAGAUUGCUGGUGCUGUUAAUGUGUUUGGCUCAAGUGAUAGAUCUCACCCUAAAACUUUAGACAUCUACACUAUAUUAGGAACAUUGCUUGGUCUAAUGAAGCAGGAAUAUAGCAUUCUGACUGCCAACGACACAUGCUUCAGCAACAUGGAUGAGCAUGCUCUUUGAAAUUCCUGGUCAAUCUGGUGUCCACUUCUGAGGAUGAGUGACUGACAUGAAAAUCAUUUUCUUAUCAUUUUGGGGGCAAGGAUGUGCACUCUAAAUGAAUCUGCAUGUUCCAAUAACAUGAAACUUGAGAUUCAUCCCUUCACAUGGAAGUUUAAAAUUGCUGAAACUACAUAACAAAGAGUUAUAUGGCUGCAUCACACUGUUAUU